This is a messenger RNA of Brassica napus (rape), 519 nucleotides long. RefSeq names its product vascular-related unknown protein 3-like. The transcript has 3 exons. Lineage: Eukaryota; Viridiplantae; Streptophyta; Magnoliopsida; Brassicales; Brassicaceae. Gene Ontology annotation, biological process: xylem development; multidimensional cell growth. Bases 26 to 418 code for a protein of 130 amino acids. The record is from RefSeq and is a predicted model, not a curated record.
CAAGCUCUUCUCUCAGAAAGCUCAAAUGGAAAACUCAGCACUAAGCAAUGUCGUGAGGCGAACAGUAAUCUCUAAUCAACAGAGAACAAUACAAGAGGGUCUAGAAGAGAGUAGUUGGGAUAUGUACGUUGAAACCGAAGAUGGUAUCAGCCAUUAUGAAGAUUCUUCCAUGAUCUCAGAUGCUGCGUCUCCUAUAAUCUAUGUCGAAGAAGACACGGCGUCAUCUCCGUCUAACAGAACCAAGGGUUGCAGUGAAAUGGAGAACAAUACGACAGAAGGAAAAACCAUGAACAAUUCUAAAACUGAGGAGAAAGGAUUGAAUAAGAAAGGGAUAAUGAAUGAAGAAUAUUGCGCAGAACUGAAGAAGAGAGGACUUUGUUUAGUGCCUUUGUCGAUGUUGUACAACUACAUUGGUUGAUACUUCGACUGUUUUUAAUCGUAAUCUUUUAUUCUUUUUUUGUGAUUAUUUUCUGUAAAAUCUGUUGAAGGCUAGUAAAUUUAGUGCAAGUCGAAAUAAUG